CACCGUACAGCGGCUAUAAAUUAUACUUACGAUUUCUGGAAAAUUUUUGGAAAAGCACAGAAUACUUUUUUGUUCUGUGGAAAAUCCUUUGCUACUUGCCUAUUUCUUAUUAUUUGUUUAUAAGUAAGUCAUUCUGUAAUAUGCAGAAAUAUGAAAAACUUGAGAAAAUUGGAGAAGGUACAUACGGAACAGUUUUUAAAGCUAAAAACAAAGAGACUCAUGAAAUAGUCGCCUUGAAGCGAGUUAGACUCGAUGACGACGAUGAAGGAGUGCCAUCAUCGGCAUUACGUGAGAUAUGUCUCUUAAAAGAACUGAAGCAUAAAAAUAUUGUUCGAUUAUACGAUGUUCUACACAGCGAAAAGAAGUUGACACUAGUUUUUGAACAUUGUGACCAAGACCUAAAGAAAUACUUUGAUAGUUUAAAUGGUGAAAUAGAUUUGGAUGUAGUAAAGUCAUUCAUGUAUCAGCUGCUACGAGGGUUAGCUUUCUGCCACAGUCACAAUGUACUUCAUCGGGACCUUAAACCUCAAAACCUAUUGAUCAACAAAAAUGGAGAACUAAAAUUAGCAGAUUUUGGCCUAGCUAGAGCUUUCGGCAUUCCAGUCAAGUGUUAUUCAGCAGAAGUGGUUACCCUUUGGUAUCGUCCACCUGAUGUUUUAUUUGGAGCAAAACUUUACACAACAAGUAUAGAUAUGUGGUCUGCCGGUUGCAUAUUUGCAGAACUAGCUAACUCUGGCAGGCCUCUAUUUCCAGGCUCUGAUGUUGAUGACCAGCUAAAAAGGAUUUUUAAGCUUCUAGGAACACCAAAUGAAGAUACGUGGCCUGGAGUAACUCAGCUGCCAGAUUAUAAGCCAUUACCAGUUUACCAACCUAGCUUGGGUCUUGCUCAAGUUGUGCCCAGAUUGUCUGCUCGUGGGAGAGAUCUUCUGGCUCGUCUACUUACUUGCAACCCAGCAUUACGAAUGCCAGCUGAUGAUGCAAUGGCACAUGCUUACUUUCAUGAUUUGAAUCCUUCUGUGAAGAAUGACAGGUGUUAACAGUCAAUACACCCUUAUAGGUGUACUUCUGAACUGCUUUUUAGUGCUAAAAAUAACGAAACUGAAGAUGAUGUACAGGAAUACAAUGAUGAACAGUGAAUUUUUUUUAAUGUUUAAUUUAUUACUAAUUAUUUUGUAGUUCCUCUAAAAACAUAUUAGUGAAAGUGUAAUCAGUGUAAGGUACUAGGUUUGCAUAUUCUUAAAAAAAGCCAACAUUUUUAAGAAUUAUAGUCCUAAACUGUCAUAAACGGUUUUGACUGUUACAAGUUUAUGAUCAUAACCAUUUUAUGAACCGUGAUUUACUUUCUGAUUUCAGAAAUCUAAACUUUUCUCAAUUACCAUAUUACAUCAUAGUUUAUUUAUUACUAUAUAUUGAACUUAGUAAACGUCUGUAUUUUUUACAAAUGUUUGGCUUUAGUUAUGAAAGUUCGAUUAUGACACAAUAGGAGUUGAUAAUCAGUUUGCUAUGUGAUUUUACUUAAUUUUCUUUCUAUAAAUAAUUAGUUAUGAACUUUCAAUAAAUAUUUAGUUGUGACAAGAUCUAAAUUUGAUUGUUGACACUUUCAAAUUUUGAAGACUAAACAGUGUUUGAAUUGUCUUUUAUGCUUAUUCAUAUUAAAUAUAAAAUUUAACCCUUA
Messenger RNA from Pieris napi, 1675 nucleotides. RefSeq names its product cyclin-dependent-like kinase 5 (gene Cdk5). Gene Ontology annotation, cellular component: nucleus; cytoplasm. The transcript has 3 exons. Bases 141 to 1037 code for a protein of 298 amino acids. The record is from RefSeq and is a predicted model, not a curated record. NCBI's taxonomy places the organism in Eukaryota, Metazoa, Arthropoda, Insecta, Lepidoptera, Pieridae. Gene Ontology annotation, biological process: neuron apoptotic process; protein phosphorylation; axonogenesis. Gene Ontology annotation, molecular function: cyclin-dependent protein serine/threonine kinase activity; ATP binding.